Gekko japonicus is the source of this 1672-nucleotide messenger RNA. It is a transcript of the gene APEX1, whose product is annotated as APEX nuclease (multifunctional DNA repair enzyme) 1. Gene Ontology annotation, molecular function: DNA-(apurinic or apyrimidinic site) endonuclease activity; endonuclease activity; DNA binding. Bases 143 to 1096 code for a protein of 317 amino acids. Gene Ontology annotation, cellular component: nucleus. NCBI's taxonomy places the organism in Eukaryota, Metazoa, Chordata, Lepidosauria, Squamata, Gekkonidae. Gene Ontology annotation, biological process: base-excision repair. The record is from RefSeq and is a predicted model, not a curated record. The transcript is spliced from 5 exons.
CCCAUUCUCCUUGCGUGCGAGCUUGGCAGGUUCUUCCUUUGUCUCUGGGGAAUUCCAGGAUCUCGGUGCGGAGACGUUGCUGCUCCGGAGCGUGCGGCUUGUGAGUCGGGGACGCUGCUGGCCCCUUGGGCUGGGAUCGGAGAUGCCCAAACGAGGGAAGAAGAAGGAAGAUGGAGUCAUUCCGGAAGAGAAGGAGGAGGUGGCAGAGCCAGAGCCUAAGAAGGGUAAGAAAGGCGGAGCGAAGGCUGAGAAGGAGGCCGAUGGCCCGAUCAUGUACCAGGACCCUCCGGAAAAACUCUCCUCUCCUAGCGGCAAGAAGUACACGUUGAAGAUCACCUCCUGGAAUGUUGAUGGCAUCCGUGCCUGGUUCAAGAAGAAGGGCCUGGAGUGGGUGCGCGAGGAAGACCCCGACGUGCUCUGCCUGCAGGAAACGAAGUGUGCCGAGAAACAGCUGCCCGCGGACAUCCGGGAGAUGGCGGAAUAUCCCCACAAGUACUGGGCCUGUUCAGAUGACAAGGAGGGGUACAGCGGAGUGGCCCUGCUCUCCAAGGUCAAGCCCAUCGACGUCACGUACGGGAUCGGUGAGGAGGAGCAUGACAAGGAAGGCCGCGUGAUCUCGGCCGAGUUCCCCUCCCACUUCCUGGUGACCGCCUACGUGCCCAACUCUGGCCGGGGGCUGGUGCGGCUGGAGUACCGCCAGCGCUGGGACAAGGCCUUCCGGGCUUACCUCCAAGGGCUGGGCGCCCGCAAGCCCCUGAUCCUGUGCGGCGACCUCAAUGUGGCGCACCAAGAGAUCGACCUCAAGAACCCGAAGGGCAACAAGAAGAACGCGGGCUUCACACCGGAAGAGCGGGCGGGCUUCGGCCAGCUGCUGGAGGCCGGCUUCACCGACACCUUCCGCCACCUCUACCCCGAUGCUCCCUACGCCUACACCUUCUGGACCUACAUGAUGAACGCCCGGGCCAAGAACGUCGGCUGGCGGCUCGACUACUUCCUGGUAUCCGGCGGGCUGCUGGAGGGCCUGUGCGACAGCAAGAUCCGCUCCAAGGCCCUGGGGAGUGACCACUGCCCCAUCACCUUGUAUCUGGCUGUGUGAUGGGAUGGGAGGGGGAGCCGCGGGUGGAAAAACCCCGUGUGCACACCCUCACGACAGUGGCUUGACUUCUCUAUCGUGGCAGGGGAGCCAGAGAUGCCGAUAGGGUUUGCCAGCUCCUGACCCGGAAGAGAGGCCGUUCCCGGGCUAACCAGACGAUGGUAACCCUUCGUCUAAUUUCGGACGUUUGUGUAUCCCCUUCUUUCCCUCUGCCUGCUACAGCAAGCAAUGCCUCUCCACUCCAGAGUCCAGAAGGAUGAGAUACUCGGAUGCCGAAGAAGCCAUGCCGCCUCUUUCUUCCCCACAGCAAGGCCACGGGACUUCCGGCUCAGAACCUGGCAGACCCACACGCGGGGAUUCCCAAUGUGGGAGGCUUGAUUGAGGCCGUGGUAGGGGAAGGCAGGGAAUCGCUACUGAAUUUCUUUUUCCCACUUGACAGACCUCCCUUAUUGUUGCUCUAAAUCACUGGAGUUCUCUAAUUUUGUAUCUAACAACUGGUUUUUUUCUCUCUCCUUAAAAGGCACUCUGCCCUAUCCAGUUUCCUGCUUUUAGGAGGCUUGGUGCUGUAAGAAAGUUUCU